Macaca mulatta (Rhesus monkey) is the source of this 1172-nucleotide messenger RNA. Lineage: Eukaryota; Metazoa; Chordata; Mammalia; Primates; Cercopithecidae. The record is from RefSeq and is a predicted model, not a curated record.
ACCCACUUUACCUAAAGCAGAAAUUAAAGCCAGGAGGCGCCAUCCCUUGUGGGCACCUGAAAAGUACAAAACGAAGUCUGGGGACAGUUCAAAGGCGCUUAAGUUGACCAGUGGCAAUUUUUGUUUCCCGCCCCCCUGCACACGCGAAAGCGCUUGCGCUGCCAUUGGCUCCCGCUGGGGCUUGUGUCCAGAGUAGCAGACAGCCAUGGUGGCCCCGCGGGCCUGGCGCUGACAGACCCUGGAGCAGUGUCUCACAGAGGUCGGCAAAGCCACCGGCUGGCACCAGUGCAUCCUCACGUAAGUGCGCAGAUCCCGAGCUCGGGUGGGACUGAGGUCGCACGUGGACGCGAGUUGCAGACUCCUGGCAAAUUGUGGAGCUAAGGGAAGGAUUCAAGAUGGACUGGCAUCAAAGUUCACUUCUUUAACAAAAGUACUUUAUGACUUUAAUAAAAUUAAUUAGAGAAUAGUGGGAUCCGUGGAAGCCCUUUAUAAAAACUUGUGAUAGAAAGUUUUGAUGAUGAGCAGACUUUGCAACAACUGGAAAUGCAAAAUGAACCAAUUUUACAACACUUCCAAAAUGCAGUUAGUGAAACGCAGAUGAAGAUAUCAGUCUUCUCCCAGAGAGUGAAGAACAGGAGUGUGAAGAGGCUGGUUCAGAGACAGAGGCUGGUGGCCAGGAGGACCUAGAAGAUUUAGAGGAGAAAGAGGAAGUGUCAGAUAUGGGUGGUGACAAUCCUGAGGUGGGUAAGAAAGCUAAAAACUCAAGCAAAUUUGAACUGAGGAAAAGCCCAGUUUUCAGUGAUGUGGAUUCUGACCUUGACUUUGAUAUCAACAAAUUGGAACAGCAGAGCAAGGUGCAAAACAAAGGACUUGGAAAACCAAGAGAAAAGUCCACGGUAGACGAGAAAUUCUCCCAACUCUCUGAAAUGGAGGCCUAUUUAGAAAAAGAAAAAGAAGAGGAACAAAAAGAUGAUAAUGAUGAUGAGUCAGGUGAAAGUUCCAGAAAUGUGAGGUACAAAGAUUUUUUUGAUCCAGUUGGAAGUGAUCAAGACAUAGCAAGUGAUCAUGAUGAUGAGCUGGGUUCAAACAAGAUGAUGAAAUUGCUGAAGAGGAAGCAGAAGAACUAAGCAUUUCUGAAAUGUGAGUAUUUUGAACCAUCCUUUACAUUGUGA